Amyelois transitella is the source of this 574-nucleotide messenger RNA. RefSeq lists its product as uncharacterized. The transcript is spliced from 4 exons. NCBI's taxonomy places the organism in Eukaryota, Metazoa, Arthropoda, Insecta, Lepidoptera, Pyralidae. Gene Ontology annotation, cellular component: membrane. Gene Ontology annotation, biological process: sodium ion transport. Gene Ontology annotation, molecular function: sodium channel activity. The record is from RefSeq and is a predicted model, not a curated record. Bases 137 to 559 code for a protein of 140 amino acids.
GAUAGAUAGGAUGUGUGCAAAAUGUUUGAAAAUAUAGACAAACAGUCAUUACUGUAGGGAACGGACGUCUAUGUCGAAUAUCUUGAAAAAUAAAUGAAUAAAAGUAUACGAGUAAGAUUCAAAUAAUCUUCAAAUCAUGUCAAUGAUAUUGGAAGACAGGUCAAGAAAUGGAAGAAACACUUUAAGGGGCGAUGAGUCAGGGUCGGAUAUCGUAAGAAAUUUGUUUACAGAUUACUUUACAUAUACUAACCUUGAUGAGUCUAAAUAUAAUAGAAACAAGAAGCAUCGAAUAAUUGUAAGUUGUAUCUGGUUCACAAUAGUAUUUUGCAGUACAUUAAUUUGUAUCCUGUUUGCAAAUAAAUUGUGGACCAAAUGGAGCCAAAACUCGCUCAUUAUUGUAAAUACUGAUGCUCUUGUUCCUGUACAUCAGAUUCCAUUUCCCGCAGUGACUGUUUGUUUGGAAACCAAAUCGAUGUCAUCAAAAUAUAAUUUUACGAAUAAUUAUCACCUAUAUAAUAAUUCAGAAACACGCGCCAAAAGUCUGUCCAAGAGUAAGUAGCUAUGCUAUACGUCA